AUGCCUAGUUAUGCUAAAUUUCUGAAGAACAUCCUAAGUAAGAAGAAGAAGUUGAUUGAAUAUGAAACUAUAGCUCUUACCGAAGGAUGUAGUGCACUAUUGACCAAUAGCUUACCCCCUAAGCUCAAAGAUCCAGGAAGUUUUACCAUUCCUUGUUCAAUAUGUGGGAAGGAAAUAUGGAAUGCCUUAUGUGACUUAGGUGCAAGUAUCAACCUCAUGCCUUUAUCGGUUUUCAAUACCUUAGGCAUAGAAAAGGCUAGACCUACUACUGUUACACUUCAAUUGGCAAACAAAUCCAUUGCAUACCCUAAGGGAACGAUUGAGGAUGUUUUAGUGCAAGUUGAUAAGUUCAUAUUUCCUCCAGAUUUUAUUAUACUAGAUUUUGAGGCUGAUAAGGACAUUCCAAUUAUUUCAGGGAGACCAUUUCUAGCCACCGGAAGAACUUUGAUAGAUGUCUAG
This is a messenger RNA of Cynara cardunculus var. scolymus (artichoke), 459 nucleotides long. RefSeq lists its product as uncharacterized. NCBI's taxonomy places the organism in Eukaryota, Viridiplantae, Streptophyta, Magnoliopsida, Asterales, Asteraceae. Bases 1 to 459 code for a protein of 152 amino acids. The transcript has a single exon. The record is from RefSeq and is a predicted model, not a curated record.